AUCCUGAAUCAGUGCACAUAGAGAUGAACUGUCUGUCUGUUUUUCUCUUCUCUUUAUGAAUGCUCUUUUCUGGUGUCGGUGGGAUGUUGGUGGUGAAACAGGUUUUCUAACAACAGAGGAGAGGCAUCUUUAAAGACGACGUCCGUCUUCAUUAGAGAUGAGAGGAGCAGCUAUGAGUUUAACUGCAGCAGCGAGUGGAUUUGUUGUCUUCCUUCUCUCUGUGUCAGUGAUACAGGGUCAGAAUGGCUGGAGAGUGACUUACACCUCUACUCAGAUCUGUGCCUUCAAGGGAUCAGCAGUGGAAAUACGCUGCAGCUACACAUACCCAUCCACAAUAAAUGGCCUUGUUACCAAAGUUAAGAAAAGAUUCUGGUUUACUGAAUUAGGUAAUGGUGAAUCCGUGGAUCUGACAACAAUCUCAGAGUACACACAGCGUGUGCAGUAUCACUCUGAAAACAACGACUGUACUCUGAGAAUCUCAGACCUGAGAGAGAGAGACUCAGCUGAGUACAAGUUCAGGUUCAUAACAAACCAUUCAACAGGGAAAUAUACUGGUUCACCUGGAGUCACUCUGUCUGUUACAGAUCUCCGGGUGCAUGUUAGUGGAUUCUCCACAUCCUCUAACUGGGUAGAGCUGAAGUGUCAGAGCAGUUGUCCUCUACCUGGUCAUCCUUCCUACGUCUGGUACAAGAAUGGACAGAACAUUCAGGGACAAACAUCUGAUUCUUAUUCAGCCUCCUUGGAUCCUGCAGACAGCUUUUCCUGUGCUGUAAGAGGACAUGAGGACUUCCCCUCUCCUUCAGUGUAUGGUCCAAAGCUUCCCUCUGUGUCAGUGAGUCCCUCUGCUGAGAUAGUGGAGGGCAGUUCAGUGACUCUGACCUGUAGCAGUGAUGCUAACCCAGCAGCUAAAUACACCUGGUACAAGGAGAAGCCAGUCUAUAAAUAUCUCAGUGAAGGACCACAGCUCAUCUUCAGCUCCAUCCGGUCCUCUGACUCUGGACAGUAUUACUGUAGAGCUGAGAAUGAAUUAGGGAAAUACAUCAAUAUAAAUGUAAAAUAUGGUCCAAAGCUUCCCUCUGUGUCAGUGAGUCCCUCUGCUGAGAUAGUGGAGGGCAGUUCAGUGACUCUGACCUGUAGCAGUGAUGCUAACCCAGCAGCUAACUACACCUGGUACAAGGAGAAUGAAGACUCACCAAAAGCAUCAGGACAGAUCUUCACCAUCACUGACUUCAGAGCUGAACACAGUGGGAAUUAUUACUGUGAAGCCCAGAACAGAAGAGGACGUCAGAACUCCACCUUACAUCUGAUUGUUGUAGCAGGGAAUUCAACAAUGAUAAUGAAUAUCAUCAGGCUGACUGUGGUGGUCCUGAUGCUGAUUCCUCUGCUGCUCCUGAGUCUGUGGGCGAGGAAGAAGAAAACUCUGAGCUCCACCACUGGACCACAUGAACCUGAAGAGAUAGAGUUAGACUCUUGUCCUGCGUAUGAGAACAUCUCAGACACUGCAGCACAGACAGAAGACCCAGAGGAGCAGGAAGACCUGGUGUGAAGUCCAGUCAGAUGCAGUAGAACCAGAGGCAGGACUCACCUGAUGGAAACAAAGUAGUACGACAUUGAAAUAUCCCUGAGGAGAGCGAGGCUGUGGAGGAUGUGGGGGAAGUGGAUACAUUUACCUUCAACUCCAGAAGAUGUUAUUGUCAGUUUAGAGUAGCAGCAGCAGGUAGGAGUCAGCAGCAGCAUGUAGCAGAACGUUUAGAAGAAUGUGGUGUUGGCAGCUUGAACUGAAUCAUGUCGAGGUGUCAAACAUGACUUAUUGUUCAGAUCAGCUGAUCAGGUACUGUGUGACUUACUGAUGUAUAUGAAAGCUUAUUUUCUACUGUAGAGUUAGUUUUAGGCCAUGUUAUGUUUAAGACUAGGAAGGAUGCACUUCAUUUAGCGAUGAAAAUGAUUUGAUUUUGUAUGUGUAUCUUAAAAAUGUAAUUAUUUAUACCUUAUUAGGUUCAUCUGAAAAUGUUUUGAUAUGGGGAUUUAGAUAAAGACCCAUUGGGGGGGUUGGAAGGGUUAAGGGGGAGAAAA
Molecule: messenger RNA, 2073 nt
Organism: Sander lucioperca (pikeperch)
Lineage: Eukaryota; Metazoa; Chordata; Actinopteri; Perciformes; Percidae
Product: B-cell receptor CD22-like
Exons: 12
Coding region: 158-1546 (462 amino acids)
Source: RefSeq, a predicted model, not a curated record